CUGAGUUUGCGACUUCCGUUUUUUUGUGUCACGUGACCUUACAGUCCCACCCUUAGCAAGUACACUGUACACUGAGACAGUCCUCCAACUAUCAAGAUGUCGGUACGACAAACUCUAGCAAUUACAGACGAUCAGCUAUGUGAAUUAAUGGAAACAUUUAGUUCGAUUGACAAAGAUGGCAGUGGCACUAUAGAUGUAUCAGAACUACAGCAGGCAUUGGAGCUCUGUGGGCUCAAAAUACCCAACUACCAAGUCCGUGACCUCAUCGCAAAGUAUGACUCGAAGGUCAAGGACGGCCAAAUUGACAUUGAAGAAUUCAAACAGAUGUAUGCUGACUUGAAAGAGGAAAGGGAUAUUGGAAUAACAUUUAAGAAACAAGUUCAAACGCGAAAAGAUGUGGAGACCAUGGGGGGGAGUUCCCAGGCCUCAGUUGAGGGCACCACCCACACUGUGCGCAAGGAAGAACAGAAGGCCUUCGCUGAUUGGAUCAACAGGGCUUUGGCGGAUGACCCAGACUGUGCCAAGUAUCUCCCCCUAUCCUCCAGCGGGGAAGAUCUCUACAAGAACACCCAGGACGGCAUCCUUCUGUGUAAACUUAUCAACAAAUCUGUACCAGACACCAUUGAUGAGCGAGCCAUCAACAAGACAAACCUCAGCAUUUAUCGUAGGGCCGAAAACCACAAUCUGGCUCUGAUGUCAGCACAGUCUAUUGGCUGCAACAUUGUCAACAUUGGAGACGAUGACUUAGAGAAAUGUAAACCCCAUCUUGUCCUGGGACUUUUAUGGCAGGUCAUCAGGAUUGGUCUGUUGAGCGAUAUCAACCUUGCCAACCACCCUGGUCUCAUCAAUCUCUUGGAGGAUGGAGAAACCCCCGAGGAUCUGAAGAAGCUGUCCCCUGAACAGAUCCUGAUCCGAUGGGUCAACUAUCAUCUCCGUAAUGCAGGCGUGGAUCGCAGAAUUAGGAAUUUCCAGGAAGACAUCAAGGACUCUGAGGCUUACUGCUACUUAUUGGAGCAAAUUGCUCCAAGAGAGAAUGGUGUGAUGUCUGGCCCACCCCUGUCUGAACAUAACCUGGAGCAGAGAGCCGAACUUAUGUUGCAAGAAGCUGACAAAAUCGGAUGUCGCAGCUUUGUCUCGCCAAAGGACGUCACAUCUGGGAACUACAAGCUCAACAUGGCCUUUGUGGCUAACCUAUUUAACCAGUACCCAGCCCUGGAGCCCCCAGAGGAUAUGGAAAUGGAUGUAGUGGAGGAAACUCGGGAGGAAAAAACAUACAGGAACUGGAUGAACAGUUUGGGGGUACAACCAUAUGUGCAUUACCUGUACUCCGACCUACAAGAUGGUCUGGUCUACUUUAAAUUAUACGACAUAAUCAGACCUGGGGUAGUCAACUGGAAGAAAGUCAUCCAGAAGUUCAACAAAUUAAAAAUCAACUUUGAAAAAUUAGAAAACUGUAAUUAUGUGGUAGCCUUAGGAAAAGAAUGCAAAUUUUCCUUGGUCGGAAUCAGUGGAGCUGAUAUUAAUGAGGGAAACCCCACCCUUACACUGGGGUUGGUAUGGCAGCUGAUGAGGGCCUACACACUGAGUAUCCUGAGACAGCUGGCUGGAGGCGACUCCCUGAUCAAUGAUGCAGCUAUCAUUGAAUGGGCUAAUGCCAAGUUAAAAGAGGGAGGUAAAAAGAGCAGUUUCAGUGGAUUUAAUGACAGCACCUUGUCUGACGGCAGAACCAUCAUUGAUCUGAUUGACUGCAUCAGGCGAGGAAUGAUCAACUACGACCUUGUGAAGGAUGGGGCGUCGGAGGAGGAGAAGAUGUCCAAUGCCAAGUAUGCCAUCUCCAUGGCCAGAAAAGCAGGAGCUAAGGUGUAUGCACUACCAGAGGACAUUGUUGAUGUUAAACAAAAAAUGAUAAUGACCAUAUUUGCCUGUCUUAUGGCUCGGGAUAUGAGAAGUCAACAGAAUGGCGAAACAUCAUAGAAACCUAACACCCCAAGAUCAACUCACAUUUUUAUGAUUGUACAAAAGACAUCAAAAAAUAGCUUCAGAUUUUUUUUCUCUCUCAAAUCAGUAGAUUUCUGGAAGGUGAUAUAUACAUGCAUCUGGAAAUGCUAGAGAGUUUUUUUAGAAUGGUGGUUUGUUAAUCAUACAAAACCAGAGGAAUUAUCACAGGACAUGCAUGUGACAUUAUUUUGUUCUAGUUUAUCUGUUAUGUACUGAACAUGUAUCAAUUUUUUUUUCUUUUCUACUUAUUUUUUAAUUUAUGCAAAUUAUUCAUCUUAGCAAUAAACUAAAUAAAAAGCACAUGCUCAUGUACUUAAUUGUUGGAGGUGUGUUGUAUGAUGGGAAAUGUGGACCAAAACGACCCAAGCUAUGCAAAAGGGACCAUCUUCGCAGCUACAUAACUGCUUGAAUAGACAUCUUUAAGGGAAGCAGACUUCUUUGAAUAGUUAAUAAUUCUGUUUUGAUGUGUGAACAAUAGAAAGUAUACACUUGGUAUACUUAUGGUACAAUGUUAUCUGUGAUUUUUCAUCACCUUUUAUUACUGAAUUAUCAUGACAUAUUAAGCAAUCAUAGAGAGAGAUUUUGUGAUGCAUAUACCUGUCUCUGUAGUUUAGAUAAAGCCGUAUACCCGUAGAGAUACUUGUUGAUUAGAUCUGAGUUAUUUACAUCUGAAUGGAUACACCAGAAUGGAUUGUUCCAGAUGGUAAUGCUUCCAAUUUACAUUCCUGUUAGAGUUGGAAAUGUUAUUCAUUUGUUAAGUUUGGGAAAAUAGAUGUCUUCUUGAGAUAUUUUUGGGGACAUUUUUUGACACUGCUUGAUUGAACCAUGUUCAGAGGGUUUGGCAUGCUACUGUGUACAAAUAAAAAAAAUGUAUGUGUGAAUCUAUUCAUUAAUAUCAUUUAUAUGAAGUAUUCAUUUUAAACCAUCAAAUAUUUUUUAUCUGUUUAAACAAAUGCUGUUAUUUACAUUAUGCUUGAAUAAAUGAAUAAAUAUUUGAAAAAAUAUAA
This is a messenger RNA of Magallana angulata, 3005 nucleotides long. Its product is annotated as plastin-3-like. The coding region runs from base 97 to 1974 and encodes 625 amino acids. The record is from RefSeq and is a predicted model, not a curated record. Gene Ontology annotation, molecular function: actin filament binding; calcium ion binding. Lineage: Eukaryota; Metazoa; Mollusca; Bivalvia; Ostreida; Ostreidae. Gene Ontology annotation, cellular component: cytoplasm; actin filament; actin filament bundle. Gene Ontology annotation, biological process: actin filament bundle assembly; actin filament network formation. The transcript is spliced from 13 exons.